Molecule: messenger RNA, 1212 nt
Organism: Drepanopeziza brunnea f. sp. 'multigermtubi' MB_m1
Lineage: Eukaryota; Fungi; Ascomycota; Leotiomycetes; Helotiales; Drepanopezizaceae
Source: RefSeq, a predicted model, not a curated record
AUGCAGCCACCCGCUUCAGGUCUGACUGACAUCCGAGCUCCAGAUGAGAUACACUAUCUUCCCCAAAAACCUCCUAUGUUCAACGUGCUAGGCGGAGCAGGAUCAUACUCGGCUCUAGGUGCAAGACUCUUCUCGCCUCCUCCCUUUGCGCGAAAAGUUGCCUGGAUAGUCGAUAAGGGAUCCGAUUUCCCACCAUCUCUCGCUAGUCAGAUCAAGACUCGUGGCUGGAACGGCUACGACGAAGCCCAAAACCGCGCUUUCAAAUACACAACCUCCAAACUCCGCUUAACAACUGAUCAACUAACACCCGCUCUCCUCUUCUCCAAGUCAUUUCAUCUGAUCUGCUCUCCUACCCGUUGCAUCGAGCUUGUAAGGACCAUCCUGCGAGCGCGAAAAUCUAUAAACCCCAAUGUCGAGAAACCAAUAUUCAUCUGGGAGCCCGUCCCCGACCUCUGCCUCCCAACCGAACUUCUAAACUGCACGAACGCCCUCCCCUACAUCGACAUCUGCAGUCCCAACGCCAACGAACUCGCAGGCUUCAUGAGCGAUACGCCCCUCGACCCCCUCACCGGCGACAUCUCAAAGCCCUGGGUCGAGCGCGCCUGCGAACAACUCCUCGGCAGCAUGCCCCUCCAAUCCUACGCCCUAAUAAUCCGCUGCGGCGCCACCGGCUGCUACAUCGCCCAAAACGGCGGCACCCGCAAAAAACCAGCAGCAGCACCAUCGCAGCAGCACCGGCCGCGGAACCACGCCCGUGGCGGCCUCACGCCCGAGACGGACAUGGCCGCCCUCUUCGUCGGCCUGCUCGACGCCAACAACGAGCUGAUCCGCCCGCCGGAAAAAGACGACGGCAACGAGGACGCGGACGAGUCGCUGGUCGAUUCGGGCGUCGAGAAGUGGCUGCCGGCCUACUUUACCGAGGGAGAGGGUGGUGGAGGAAGUGGAAGGAGUGGAGGGAGUAAAAGGGUGGUAGAUCCGACGGGCGGCGGGAACGGCUUUCUGGGCGGUCUCGCCGUCGGGCUGGCGAGGGGAAAGGGUUUGGUGGAGGCGAGCGCUUGGGGGAAUGUCGCGGCAAGCUUUAUGAUUGAGCAGGUGGGGGUACCGGUUCUGGGGGUGGAUGCGGACGGGCGAGAGACGUGGAAUGGGUGUUCGGUUGAGAAGAGGCUCGAGGAGUACAUGAAGAGUUGUGAAUCUGGUGAGAAAUCGAUGUAG